CUUGAGACGGUCGGCAGCACGCCGAUGGUGAAGCUGGACCGCUGCGUUCCGGCCGCGUCCAAGCAGGCGACGAUUCUCUGCAAGCUGGAGAUGCAGAACCCCGGCGGCUCCCUCAAGGACCGGAUCGCUCUCAACAUGAUCGAGGAGGCGGAGGCGCGUGGGGAUAUCACGCCGUGCGCUGCCCUUGUG
This is a messenger RNA of Emiliania huxleyi CCMP1516, 189 nucleotides long. RefSeq lists its product as hypothetical. Gene Ontology annotation, cellular component: cytoplasm. The annotation marks the transcript as partial. Gene Ontology annotation, molecular function: cysteine synthase activity. NCBI's taxonomy places the organism in Eukaryota, Haptophyta, Isochrysidales, Noelaerhabdaceae. The record is from RefSeq and is a predicted model, not a curated record. The transcript has a single exon.